GCUGGUCUGAUUGGCAUUGGUCUUCCUCCUGGAGCUGGUGGGGUUCCGGCUUGUGGGGAAAGGCACCUGGGGAUGAAGUCAAUCGAGACUAUUCAGCGCCUCCGACGUGGCAUGGGCUAGAGAAUUUGGAGCUGUACUUGGCAAGUCUCAAGUCCUGGGACGGGCGGACCGCAUUCAAGGCGGAGACCCGCGCCGGGCGAGUGAUCGAGACGUUCCCCAUCGAGCUUCAGGCGAGAUUCAAGAGUAUCAGGCACCCGACCGACGAGAGCGACGGCCUCAGUAAGGUCAUUGACCAUCUUAAGUUGCUCAACGGGGAGCGUCCAGGGGAUAAAGAGCGUGAGGCCCACAAUCAGGCACUAUUUGACUACUCGAUAAAGAAGGGAGAGUCCCUCACAGACUACGUGAUCAGGAGAGAUCAACAGAUUGCGGCCGCAGAACGGCUGGGACUGACACUUCCUGACACGGUGAAGGCCAGGUACUACGAGGAAGGAGCUAACUUGAACCCCCAGCUUCGACUCAACUUGAGGACCCUGAUGGCUGGCAAAAGGACCGUGGAGGCUGUUCGUUCUGCCCUACUGGAACUGGACAUCACUGAGAGGCAGACGCUCCCGAAGCCACAGGCUCCAGCUCAGGCCAGGAGCUUCGCGACCACGGUACCGGUCCUCGACGAGGCAGGGGAUUACGAGUGCGACGCAUGUGACGACAGCGAGUGUUUCGGCCUCUACGAGAUGGAGUUCGAUGAGCAGGAGCUCGCCACCAUCCUCGUUUCGCUAGACUCACAGGAUCUUGACGAGGAGCACAUCAUGGAGGUGUUUGCUGAGGUGACGCUACCUCAGCGUCGUCGUACGUGGGCAGAGUCUAGGCAGCUCAAGACGAACAGAAAAGUGGACAGGGAUUUCUUUGACCGCAGCAAGGGAAAGGGAACGAAGAAGGUCACCAGAGACGAUUUUAAAAAGAGGUCCCGCUGUUCGAACUGCGGGGAAAAAGGGCAUUGGCGAGAAGACUGUCGACGACCAUAUCGGAGUAAGGCCGAUAGGCUGAAGUCCGAGUCAUCACGGCCGGCAGCGGUCAACAAGGGCCCGGACAAGAAGCCAGCGCAGAGCUCGUUCUACUUCAAUUUGGACUACGACGCGACUCACUCCGGGACGAGCUGGGCAGCGAUUUUGGAUGAGUCGGGCCAGGUGGGCUCGCUCUCCGCUGCCGCCGCGACUGCGGGUCAGGUGGACCAGCAGGAGCGCGACCUGGGUCAGGUGGAUCUGGAAAUGCUCGCGGCGGCGACGCUGCAGGACAUGGACGAGUACGCGCUGGUAGACACCGCUGCUGGACAGGCUCUGAUAGGCACACCAGACAUCGACAAGUUGAGGGCUGCUUUCAAGAAAAAGGGUUUCGAGAUACACUUUGUCGACACCGACAGAGUUCCCACGGCGAACGGAGUCGGAGGAAAAGUCAAGCCAGUCGGAGUUGCAGCAGUUCCAGUGUCGCUUCAACAUUGUGGAGUGGUGGAGUUCUUGGUCCUCCCGCAUCCUUGCCCUCCCUUGCUUCCGGCGAAGUUUCUCGAUUUUCUGAGGUCAGUAAUAGAUCUGCGUCGUAAUGUGAUGACGAUUGGAGAAGAUGGAAGUCGACGUGAUUUGGAUCUGCUCAAGCUUCCUUCGGGGCAUCGAGCAGUACCAUUGAUAGGAUGCAAGCCGAGCGAGUUCGCAAUCAGUGAGGGUCUGGCCAGCAAAUUUCCGCCUUUCGUCGUGAAGGCAGGUCGUGGUGAUGUCUGGGCAGAGAUCCCGAAGACGCUCCAGGACUGCUGGGUUCAGGUUCCAGGUGCUGUUCGUCGAGUGCACGUGGGCCCUCGCCGUGAGGCUUUCAGCUUCCCCGAGGCUGAGCCGCCUCCUGUUCCAGUCUCGCAGUCAGGGCCGGGCCGCGUCACGUACCAGAUGCUUGACAAUGAGUUUUCCGCUUGCAGCGUUGUCGAGAGCAUCUGGGUCGACGGCAUCCCGAGCGAGACCCUGAGCUUCACGGGCCGCUGGAUCGGGUGCGCCGAGUUUCCGAUCGAGCACUCGAAUCAGGACUUAGGGGAAGGGCUGCAGCGGGGCACGUGUGGUAGGCACCAGGCGCUGAAGGCCCAGCGCGACGACUUCCAGCCCGACGAGGACCUGGAGGUCAUUCCCGAGAACACGGAGGAGGACCCCGACUCGGAGCUCGAGAUGAACUGGGACCAGACUCCAGAUCCUUGGAUAGACGGCAUGCUGAGCUCAAUCAACUACGAGGAGGAGAGCAUGACGGCGGUGGAGAAGGAGCUGUUCUUCGAGGGUGCCUUCCUGCUCAGCCCAGCUGCGCGCGCCUGGAGGAGGUGGUCGAUCAAGAUGAUGCUGUACCUCAGGGUGUGUGCGAUUUCCCGUCUGUCGGCGAUCGUAGCCCCUCGCAUGUCCAAGGUGAAGAGCGAGGAGGAGGAAGCGAAAGCGAGCUGCUCCCAUCCGAUGGAGGCGAGGUGGAGCGGCGGAAACGGGUACGGGUACUACACGAAGUGCCGGAUCUGCGACACCCGGCUCAGCUUCGUGAGGAAAACGAAGGAGGAGAUCGAGGGGGCCAAGCGCAAGGUGCUGGCCAAGCGCGAGUCCAAGACGAAGGUCGAGAAGGAGGAGUCGCCGGCGGAGAUCAAGGUCGAGCCUCCGCCGAGGUACAAGGCCCCGUCGAGGUACGUCGAGUUCUGCGACGGGGUGCCAGUCAAGCCGCCACCGCCGACGGCGAGGAAGUCCUUGCCAGUCACGAAGCCGAGGGCGAUCAGCAGCGCGGCAGGCAGCGGCGGUGCGGCGAGCAGCAGCAGCGGCAACCUCAGCAACAUCGAGAAGGGCUUCGAGACGAUGCAGUGGAUGAUGGUGGAGGACCGCAAGGAGCGCCAGCAGCAGAUGGACCUGCUGAUCAGCGUGAUGAAGGGGCUCGGAGCUCUGCGCCCGGUGGCCGCGCCUCAGGAGGACGAGGAGAGCUAG
Prorocentrum cordatum is the source of this 2978-nucleotide messenger RNA. Lineage: Eukaryota; Dinophyceae; Prorocentrales; Prorocentraceae. The record is from the annotation of a GenBank genome assembly.